AUGGAGGCGCCGCUGUCGGUGACGGUGUCCAUGGCGCCGUCGCCCGCCAAGCCCAAGCGCUCGCUGGACCUGCGCGACAUGAUGGACGAGCUGCCGAUGCUGGCCUCGCUCAAGGACCAGAAGUGGAUGGCCAGGCUGCCGCGCAACAUGUUCCCGGCGCUCAAGAAGAGUCCGCGCCACAACGCCGGCGACAGCUCGCCCACGAGCGGCUCCGAGACGGACACGACGCUCCUCUCGCCGGGUUUUCUGCCCACUCCACGGACGGCGAGGGCUAUGUCGGUGCUGGUUCCGUCGACGGACGAGGAGGUUCUGGACGCGCUGGACCCUCGCUUCUUCACGGAAAGCUUCGACCCAGUUGCACACAUGCUGGAAAACAUUCCGGAGAAUAAAACGGAGUUGAACGUGUUCUUGCGCACGGAGAUCAGCGCCGUGGAUGUGGCGAAGGACGUGAUUCUGACAAGGUUGCAGGACGACGUGCGCGCCAAUUACAACUCGCUCAUUCAAGGCAUGAAGGUGGUGCAGGAGGUGGACUUGGAUUUGGUGCGAGCGCAGAUCCACGUCAAGAAUGGACGGCGUCUUCUUGCUACAGCGAAGAAUGAUCUGAUUUUAAGCUCUUUAGAAAUUGUGAAGACGAAGCGAAACCGUGAUCGCGUUAGCGAGAUUGUUUCCUUUGGAUCUCAAAUCGUCAAUUUCUUUGAUGACGAAGAGAAGAUGAACGAGGCUCUGCAAGAACACCAAUUCAUCACAGCGGUGGACAUCUGUGUUGGUCUCCGGAAGGGCUUGUCACGCGAAGAGUUGAAGGCUUUAACAAUUCUGGAUGAAAUUCGAGUUCGAAUGCAGGAUUUUAUCCCGAGAUUGCGUAAACAGUUCGACCAGUCUUUGCGAAAAGUGGCGGGGCAUUUUGACCCUCUCGAGUACAAUGAGUUGCUGCAAGCGUACAUCACUCUGGCGGAUCACUCCGAAAACCUUGGGUUUGAGUUCUCGUCGUACACACUGAACGAAGUCCUGUCGAAUAUUCCCGAAAUUAUUGUGCGCUCCAUCGACGACAUGACGAGUGAAUUUAUGCGCCAAGUUUUCGAAGCCGUGUCACCGAAAAAACUGAAGGCUGGAAUUAAAACCAGUCAGCUCAAAGACAACAACGCAAGUAAAGCAGGGGACCCAGUAACACCGGCCUCUCAAACAGUCGAGAAUGUCAAGCGAUGCUACGAGCACCUCACCGACCUAAUGCACACAUACUACCUCUUAGUCCAAUGGCAUCGCGAUCCAUUCAAUCCGCUGAAUGACGAUGUCGCCUACCUUCAUCGCUGUGGCAUUGAUGACGAUGACGAUGAUGAUGAUGAUACCGACGAAGAUGAUGACCACGAUGAUAGAAGAUUUCACCAUUCGCACUCAAAACAUGGACAUGUGCUGUGCGAUACGGGAAUGACGUUGCUGAGGUACCGCAAAAUCGUUUGGGAAAGCAUUCAACAGAAUGUGCUGGAGAUGAUUGAAAAGCUGGACAUGGCUUACGGCUACAAGAUGGAGCAUAUCAUUGCGCUUUCACUUGCUACGACAACAUUUACCGAAAUUGGAGAGGAAUUUACGGGAGCGCCUUCAUCAAAAAUCCGCUCCGUUCUUCGGGUUAAAUGCGAGCAGUAUCUGCACGCAUUUCAUGACGAUAACAUCGAGUUGGCACGGAUGCUCCUGGAUACGGAAAAUUGGCUUCGUGUUACCGCGUCAACCACGGAUGGCGAUGAUAAUGCUGGUCUUCUUCGCCUGAUCGAGAAGCGCAGUGGAUACUUUUUUGAGCAGAAGUCAUCUGCGCUGAUCUACCCGUCAUCAGCUGACACCGGAAACUUGCUGCAGCAGAAUUCACCAAUGUCGAGGAAGGUGACACUACGCAAGGUGUCUCGGACACCAGCCGCUGUGGAGGAUGCUGACGAAAGUAAUUUGUAUGCGUUGGCUGAACGAUCGAUUGCGUGCGAGGCAAUCGUUGGUCAGUGCAGACUGAUGAAUGCCAUCGAAGAUUUAGCUCGGUCAUAUCUUCCUGAUCGAUACCUCUGCCUCAUGGAUGAGGUCUACGAACGGAACCGCACGAUGGCACGGGAGCUACGCAACUUCAUGUACAAUAGCAUCGCAACGAAGCUCGUGGAUGUCCCGGUACUUCUGGAUUCCGUUUCUGCUGUAUCGUGGGAUAUCCCAUACAUCAGCGAUCAACACAACGAGUACAUUGUACAUUUAGUGCAAAAGUGCGGUGAGGCCUGGGGAGGCCUGCAGAUCCUCGCUGAUGGAUCUAUUCCUCUGGAUGCCCGGGAAGAUAUUUGGGCGGCGAUGGUUCAAACCAUCAUGGAUACGUUGCUGCAAGCUUUUUCGACGGUGCCCAAGCCCACUCCGCAAGGCCGUGCUCUCAUGCUGCUGGACUUGCACGCGCUCCAGAAUGGACUUGACCUGAUCAAUCAUAUCAGCUCCCGAACGGUGCCUCGCGGUCGCGAAUACGUGGGGAGCUACAUCAAGGCCUUCUACUACGACGAGGACGAGCUUCUUGAGUGGGCCAAAGCUAACAAGACGUUGUACACGAAAGUCCAAUUCGCCAAUCUACUCAAAAACGGCAUAGGCUCGACCCUCGAUAUCAAGACGCUCCGCGAGCUAGUCUUGAAAAUUGAUGCGCUUAUCAGCUGA
Molecule: messenger RNA, 2658 nt
Organism: Phytophthora sojae
Lineage: Eukaryota; Oomycota; Peronosporomycetes; Peronosporales; Peronosporaceae
Exons: 12
Coding region: 1-2658 (885 amino acids)
Biological process (GO): endocytic recycling; retrograde transport, endosome to Golgi
Cellular component (GO): EARP complex
Molecular function (GO): SNARE binding
Source: RefSeq, a predicted model, not a curated record